AUGAACUUCUCAAACAUCACCAAUGUUAAUGAUGGGUUUCUCGGUAACAGUGACCUUUAUGGCGGUUUGAAUAACAGCGUGUUGGGGAACUUCACACAGACCACGGAACCAUGUGAGGACGUCUGGUGCGUCAUACAAACAAUAUGCAUCGUUAUUAUUACCGUCCUAAUCAUCCUGACUAACUUAAUGGACAUUGCUGUCAUCUACCUCAGUUUUGACACCUUCGAUGCGCCUGAAUACUUCAUGCUGUCGUUGGCUUUUGCUGACCUCGGCGUGGGAAUACUGGUCACGCCAUUUUCCAUUCUCCCGUCGUACUACCAGAGAUGGUUGUACGGUUUGGAGUGGUGUUCAGUGACUGCUACCGUGGCAGCCAUAUUGUGCAGUGUAUCAAUUUACUCUCUGAUGCUGAUCAGCGUUGAUCGAUACCUGAACAUCAUGUACCCACUUCACUCCCUAAGGCUCAUCACAAAAUCCCGAUGCAUGGCUGCUAUCGCAGUGACGUGGAUCUUAAGCCUCGUGGUGCACGUCGUCAACAAAAUAGUGGUGAACAAGUACUACUUCGAUGACAGGUCUUAUAUCUGCUCCAUAGACUUUCCAAAUCAGCCAACCUUCACCAUAACUCUCACAGCAACCGUUGUGGCACCGCCUAUGGUUAUAAUUUGUUUUGUUUACGUCCGGAUAUUCUGCAUUGCCACACGCCAUCGUGCCAAACUCAACGAGUUGAGACAGUUAUCUUCUCAGGCGCCACAGGCAAGUGCUACAGUUUCUAUGCGCUUAACAUCUGCGUGGAAAAGUGUUAAAAUGUAUGUCUUCAUCAUCGGUGGAUUCUGCUUCGCCUGGAUUCCAUACUCAUUGUUAAACCUGGUACUUUGCACCACUGAUUUACAGGUCCCUAAACUUCUUGGCUUCAUUAUUUUGUGGAACGCAAUGGCCAACUCCUUCUGGAACACCAUUAUCUACUUUCUCAUGCACAAAAAGUACAGAGAAGGUUGUAACAAGAUUUUGGAAUACGUAACAUCCAGACACAGGAUCACAGAUCAUCGCUGA
Messenger RNA from Liolophura sinensis, 1047 nucleotides. RefSeq names its product beta-2 adrenergic receptor-like. The transcript has a single exon. The record is from RefSeq and is a predicted model, not a curated record. Gene Ontology annotation, cellular component: membrane. The coding region runs from base 1 to 1047 and encodes 348 amino acids. NCBI's taxonomy places the organism in Eukaryota, Metazoa, Mollusca, Polyplacophora, Chitonida, Chitonidae. Gene Ontology annotation, biological process: G protein-coupled receptor signaling pathway. Gene Ontology annotation, molecular function: G protein-coupled receptor activity.